Dipodomys ordii (Ord's kangaroo rat) is the source of this 1028-nucleotide messenger RNA. RefSeq names its product phosphatidylinositol glycan anchor biosynthesis, class L (gene Pigl). Gene Ontology annotation, molecular function: N-acetylglucosaminylphosphatidylinositol deacetylase activity. Gene Ontology annotation, cellular component: endoplasmic reticulum. NCBI's taxonomy places the organism in Eukaryota, Metazoa, Chordata, Mammalia, Rodentia, Heteromyidae. The record is from RefSeq and is a predicted model, not a curated record. Gene Ontology annotation, biological process: GPI anchor biosynthetic process.
AUGUCCAGGCUUUCGUUCAAAGAAUUUGGUAUCCUCUCCGUUGACAUCUCAAUCAAUUAUAGCUUCUCAAAUUCCAGUCCUCCCCACACCCAAAAAAAGAGGUUCACGGCCCACUUGGCACAUUACACCAACAGUAAUAAUCGGCGGAAGGGACAGAGUUCUUAUCUUUGCCAUCUCCACCACCACCCACCCUUCGCCAUUACACCCUGCUGCUUAGUGGGCUUAGAAAGGUUAACUAGUUGGUUCUUCACACACUUGUCCAACGCUGUCACCCUCCCCAACCUCCUCCACACUCCCAAGGCGGCCACGAACUCCACCGCCGAGGGAGCCCAGGCCCGCCACCGGCACGACCCCUCCCAGAGACUCCCAGCCCAGGCGUCCUCCCGGGUCGGGCUCUGCACCCUCCCUCGCCGCAAACACCCGGAACGGGGCGGCCGGGCCGCAGCCGCAGCCCCAUUCUACCUCCAAACUCCAGAAGCUUCCCCACUCGUCCCGGGCUCCCGGCGCGCCCGACUCAUCGCUGGGCGGAUGAAGAGGGCGCGGCCCCGGCGCGAGGCCCUCUGCUGGGCCUUCGCUCGGAGCGACGAGCCGGGCGCUCACUCCAGCCGCCGCCGCCGUCGCCGCUGUUGCUGCGGCUUCGCCACCUUGGCCGCCAUCUUGACUCAACCCCCUCCUUUCCCUCCCCCCGCGCCCGGCGGCCUCGGCGAAGGCGGCUCCGACGCCGGCUCCUCCUCCUUCCGGAGGGUUGGGAGACUAUAUUUGUUAUCCUCAGGAAAUUACUACAAUCAAGGAGAGAUUCAAAAGAAAGACUUGCAGAGCUGUGAUGUUUGGGGGAUUCCAUCUUCUCAUGUAAUGAUUAUUGACAACAGGGACUUCCCUGAUGACCCAGGAGUGCAGUGGGACACGGAACGUGUGGCCAGCAUUCUCCUCCAGUACAUAGCAGUCAAUGGUAUCAACUUGGUGGUGACUUUCGAUGCUGGAGGAGUCAGUGGUCACAGCAAUCACAUUGCUUUGUACACCACUGUGAG